This is a messenger RNA of Toxoplasma gondii ME49, 2556 nucleotides long. Its product is annotated as 23S rRNA (adenine(1618)-N(6))-methyltransferase, putative. NCBI's taxonomy places the organism in Eukaryota, Apicomplexa, Conoidasida, Eucoccidiorida, Sarcocystidae. Gene Ontology annotation, molecular function: 23S rRNA (adenine(1618)-N(6))-methyltransferase activity. Gene Ontology annotation, cellular component: nucleus. Bases 468 to 2231 code for a protein of 587 amino acids. The transcript is spliced from 2 exons. Gene Ontology annotation, biological process: rRNA base methylation. The record is from RefSeq and is a predicted model, not a curated record.
AUUAAUCGUUGUUGUCUGCUGCACACUCAUCCGACCAUAUAUGUUCAUCUUACCCAAUCCUCUCGAUGGAGCCUACCGUCUUCACCCCUUCGCUUCGAGGAGGGGUUGGAAACAAAAGUUGAUGAGAAUGGUUCCCUGAAGCGCCAGCCCCAACGCCAGCAAAGAGCGGGGCGUACAACAGCAUCGUAACGCGGGUACACAGUCAUUCACCGACAGCAUAUAGAGUUUUUUUCAUCGUGCAACUCGGAGAAUAUGGACGCUUUGGUCAUUUCGUGGCAUCGGUAGUAGAAGGGUUUACGGCGGACCGCCUCCGUGUACUUGGGGACUUUUGUUUCAGCGGGUCAUCCAUGAUCGCGCCGCCGUGAGCACUGUCAUGGUUCAUGUUCAACAGGACCUUCGGUUGUAUUUUAUCGUGAAUUGUACAACACAGUUUCUCAGAACUCUCUUCCUGGAGUGGUCAUGCAGCAAUGGACCAACAGCAACGCGUUCUGUCUGGAGGAGCUCAACAGAAUGAAUCGCUUGCUUUCAAGGAUGGUUCACCGCAGUCAGGUGUAGUGUCACAUCUGGACGACAAGCAAGUUGGUUGUUUGACGAACAGUGGCGCUUGCUUUCAGGGAUCUCCGAAUGAAGGAAAUGCGCCCACUUGUGAAGAAGCUCGUCAACGAAUCUACCGUGAGAGUUUCCGGGUUUCGAAAGCGCAAUGCAACAACAGCUGUUCUGGAACCGUUGUUGGGCCGGAGAGGCGACGGAAGCGAGAUGACGCCACCAGUGACGAUCCUGGUCGUUCUAUGUUAGCUCAAAUGAGGGCACCUGACGAAACUACGAGCAAUACACAGGAAGAGUUUGACAGACAGAAGAUGGGUCCCAUGUUGCAGGUGGACAGAGAGGAUCCAGCAAGCCACAUUACCUCGGUGGAAAGGCAACAAAGAAUCAGACGCGCUGCAAAUCAUCGUGCGAGCGGCUGCUCUGACGGAAUUAAAAGCUCUUCAGAGCCCGAACGAAGCUGUGAAGAUGCUAUUAAAUAUCCGAACAAGAAACAGUGUAAGAGUUUUCCGAGAUCUUCGUCUAACAAUAAUAAAAUGCAUCCACGUAGCAGGCACAGCACUAAUAGCGUUGACUACGGGGUGCUGGGAGAGAAGUAUCCUGAGCUGAAAAAGUUCCUUGCCCCCAAAAAGUAUGCGGGGUUUUCUCUUGAUAUGACGACUACCAUGGCCAUCUACGAGCUGUCCAAAGCAAUUAUGAUGGAGUUUUACGGACUGAAGUUCGAAUUACCCUUACAUGACGGCCAUUUCCUUGUACCGUGUAUUCCAUCAAGAGCGAAUUAUAUACACCAUAUAGCCGAUCUGUUGGUCGACGUUGAGAAAGAGGGUGCAUUAUAUCUGGCUCUGCACGGGCGCGAUGGCGUUUCCUCUGCAGUUCGGCAUGCCGUACAAGAAGCUCAGCCACUUCGGGGUAAGCAUAUCAAGGUUUUGGAUAUUGGUGUUGGGGCAAACUGUGUGUAUCCUCUACUGGGCUGCACCGAGUAUGGAUGGACAUUUGUAGGCUCCGACAUUAGUGAGCGUUCUCUGGAGUUAGCUCGUGAAAAUGUGAACCUCAAUGGCCUUGAGCCAUGUGUGCAUUUGCGACACCAGCAAGAUCCAGCGAAGUUUUUCUCUGGUGUCGUCGAGAAUGGAGAGUUGUUCGCACUCUCUAUGUGCAAUCCGCCAUUCCAUGAGUCUACCGACCAGGUUAAUGUUUGCCCAUUCCGGGUUCUUGAGGCCCAGAACCACGAGGUGGUAUGCGAAGGCGGCGAGCUGAACUUCAUAAUGAGUAUGAUACGUGAGAGUCGAGCUUUCUGCUCUCAGUUCAUGUGGUUCACUUCGUUAGUGGCAAGGGCUUCUACCUUGAAAACAGUGAAAAAGUUUCUUUGGGAAGAGUUACGCGCGUUCGCCGACAGCCCGGGUCAGGUAGAGCAUAUGCGUACAAGGUGGAAGAGCACAAUCGCCGGGCAGAGAGGACAAACUUCAUCCGGAGACGAGGCACAAAUAUCGUUAUCGACAAUUGGAGUGCCACUGAGAGUAACAGAGUUUCGCUGUAAAGAGCUGUAUCAAGGGAAACAAACCAGGUGGGUUAUAUGCUGGACAUUUUGGACGAGGGAACAGCGGAAACAAGUGAGGGAGUUUUUUGAAGGAAGCAAAGAAGUCUCUGAACCUGCAGCCACGGAUUCCAUCGGCUCGUCCCCAGUUACGUGACUGUCAAAUGUGGUUUACGUCAACCACGCGAGUGAAGCGAAAGUCGGUGACACCGUCAAGUCCAAACUGAUGGUGGAAAGAUGUGAAGGAUGAAGGCAAACAAUGAACGGACGAAACAACUGCAGAACAAUUAGACGCAGAUCUGUCAAAGAUCAUGCGUUGACUGCAUUGUCACUGGCGACAAUUCAUGUGACGAAACUGCAGGGAACAGCGCCCGCGGCCGAUGACAAUUCGUGUCGUAUGGGAGCGCAGAAGGUGUAACAGUCAUAAGAUAGGGAUGCUGCGUCUGCAUCAGAUGCUGCAGUGGUGGGGCGUGGAGCAAACU